AACGUAGCAAGCUUUACGUUCUUUCCUGUAAUGGGGUCGUUCCAGACAUGUUUGGUUUUUCGUUUUGUGAGUGGCUGUUGGGCGGUGAUUCUCUGGAGUCGCCCAAGGUCGGCGCCGCUCGAUCCGAUCGGAUUUGUGAUCUGCGACUUCUGAUUAGGGGGCCAAGAGCUUUGGAAAAAAUUUGUGCGUGUGAUUUCUUUUUUCCAGGUUGGAGGAUCCAUUUGUCUGAACAUUCACCGAAUUAUCAAGUCUCUCUUGAAUGCUUUUUCUUUUUAGAUAAUAUCUUUCAAGCCUCUCUAGAUCUUGCUCAGCAGGGAACGUAGGGAAUGCUGAAAGAUGUAUCUAACAGAAUUAGACUCUGUCUCAAGUGUUGAUGAGGUUGGAAGAGUAAGAAAGCUGUCCUUACUUAUGCAUGAUGAGACUGGUGUUUUGGCACUCGACCGUUUAGAUCUAUUGCCUCAACUUCAGAAUGGAUCCUGUAGUCAUGUAAUGGCUGUUGUUCUAGUGCAAUAUUUAUGUGGAGACGGUUAAGCAGCUUGAAAAUAUAUUUACUCCAGCACCAUAGCAUUGCUUUUUAGAUAUUUUCUUUUCUUGAUUUGGCAUGGAAAAUAAACCCAGUGUAUUGACUCAAAGAUACGAACUAGGACGACUUCUUGGUCAAGGCACCUUUGCGAAAGUCUACUAUGGGAGAAGUCUUCGGACAAGCGAGAGUGUAGCUAUUAAGGUCAUAGACAAAGAAAAAAUCUUGAAGGUUGGUCUGAUGGAUCAAAUCAAGCGAGAAAUCUCUGUUAUGAGAAUUGUUAAACACCCUCACAUUGUGCAGCUUUAUGAGGUAAUGGCCACCAAGAGCAAAAUUUACUUUGUCAUGGAAUAUGCUAAAGGUGGCGAGCUCUUUAAUAAGGUUGCUAAAGGAAAGCUGAAGGAGGAUAUCGCUAGGAAAUUCUUCAUACAGCUUAUGAAUGCAGUUGAUUUUUGCCACAGUAGGAAUGUUUAUCAUCGAGACAUCAAGCCAGAGAAUUUACUCCUAGAUGAGAACGACAAUCUGAAGGUGUCUGAUUUUGGAUUAAGUGCACUUGCAGAAUCCAAGCGCCAAGAUGGGCUGCUCCAUACAACUUGUGGCACUCCUGCUUAUGUGGCUCCUGAAGUGAUUCGCCAAAAAGGCUAUGAUGGGGCCAAAGCUGAUAUUUGGUCAUGUGGGGUGGUCUUGUAUGUUCUAUUGGCAGGCUAUCUUCCUUUUCACGAUUCAAAUUUGAUGGAGAUGUAUAGGAAGAUAGGCAGAGCAGAUUUUAAAUGCCCUAGUUGGUUCCCUCCCGAAGCUCGGCGCCUUCUAGGCAAAAUAUUAGAUCCGGACCCUAGUACAAGGAUUUCCAUAGCCAAGAUAAAGGAAAGUUCUUGGUUUAGGAAAGGGUUAAUCUCCAACAAACAGAUUAUGCGGGAAACGGAGAACAGGGACAUGGAUGUCUCGCAGUCAAGCAGUUCUAGUUCAUCUGAGAGUAAGAGUAACAGUAUUCCUAACGAGUCAAAGGCGGAGCAUAAAAAACCUCCAAAUCUGAAUGCUUUUGAUAUCAUCUCUUUUUCUGCUGGCUUCGAUCUUUCCGGCUUGUUUGAGGAAUUCUCCCCGAAAAGAGAGGAAAGAUUCACCUCUAGACAACCUGCUUCUGUCAUCUUGUCUAAGCUACAGGAAGUUGCCAACUGCUUUAGGCUGAAGGUGAUGAAGAAGGACGCGGGUUUGCUGAAACUGGAAGGGACCAAGGAAGGUAGGAAGGGGAUCCUUGGCAUUGAUGCGGAGAUCUUUGAGAUCACCCCAUCUUUUCACUUGAUCGAACUUAAGAAAGCUAGCGGGGAUACGAUGGAAUAUCAGAAGGCAAUGAAAGAAGAUAUAAGACCUGCUCUUGAAGACAUUGUUUGGGUGUGGCAAGGUGAGCAAACACCCACAGCCACAGUAAAUGCAGAACCAGCUGCAGCAACAAUUUUUAGAUGAGUUCCUGACUGACUUCUCCGGUUCUCUGCUUGUGCUUUUGCUUGCUCUUGUAUAUGAGAUAUACUUGAUUUCCUUUGCUGUAUGUAUCGUUGCUUCACUUACCACGUGCCUUAGGUCAACAGUGGGCAUGUCGAUUUUGUGUAAUCUCUUUUGUGAUGAAGAGAUGAUAAUGCACAUAGAUGUGCCUUGAAGCACACUGUUGAAGUUGUA
Rhodamnia argentea is the source of this 2191-nucleotide messenger RNA. RefSeq names its product CBL-interacting serine/threonine-protein kinase 10-like. Gene Ontology annotation, molecular function: protein kinase activity; ATP binding. The record is from RefSeq and is a predicted model, not a curated record. The transcript is spliced from 2 exons. Lineage: Eukaryota; Viridiplantae; Streptophyta; Magnoliopsida; Myrtales; Myrtaceae. The coding region runs from base 602 to 1981 and encodes 459 amino acids. Gene Ontology annotation, biological process: signal transduction; protein phosphorylation.